Microplitis demolitor is the source of this 2147-nucleotide messenger RNA. RefSeq names its product myb-like protein V. The transcript is spliced from 9 exons. Bases 108 to 2018 code for a protein of 636 amino acids. NCBI's taxonomy places the organism in Eukaryota, Metazoa, Arthropoda, Insecta, Hymenoptera, Braconidae. The record is from RefSeq and is a predicted model, not a curated record.
UUUUUGUCACAACAUGUUGAUAAAAUACUAUUUCCAUUUUAUUUAUUCACAAUUAAUUACUGCAUGUAAAGACAAUAGUUUAAUAUUUUAAAAAGCGUUGAACAAAAAUGGCUGACAAACUAUUUGUGCUCGAUGGAAAACGAAUGGAAUUUAAUCUCAUAGGUUUUGAAUUCAAUGAGUAUCACGCGCUUGCAACUUCUAUUGAGCGUCAUGGCGGUGAAAUCACUUUACCGCAGUCAUUCAAUGCCAAUGGAAUAACAAUUAUCAAUCCGAGCACUUGUCAUUCUGUAAAUUAUCUACAUGACAGUAUUAAUAGUGGCUUGCUAGCCGAGUUAAAAAACUACUGCAUUAGUAAUCUUAUCAGUAAUUUCAAUCAUAAUGACGAAAGUACAAUUUCUAAUGAACUAGGAAUAAAAAUAAAUAUUAGUGAUGAAGAGGACAACAGAAAUAAAAUAAUUUCAGGUACUGCUUUAUCUAGUCUAUUCGCAGAAGAUCUUUGUCCAGCAGAAUCACCAGAUCUUUUAGCUUCGGAAGAUGACUCCCUCGCUACUGAUAACGAAAUUUCUGGUGAUGAUGGAAGUAGUACUAAUGCUUCAAUAUUCACAAAUAGUGAUGUGACAUUCGAUGAAGAAAUUGAUAAUAUAAAUUCGGCAUCAAUAGAAAAAAUAGAAAAAAAUCCACUCACAAAACUUCUGUGUAGAGAAGCAGUAGUGCGAUGCGAAAAAUUAAUAAUUGAUAAACCAGAAACACCAGUGGUAGAAAAAAAGUAUCCGUCCAUUGAAAAAGCCACAGAAAAAACAUCAGAAAAUAAUCAUAGAGAUGUAGAAAAUUUAUCAGCACCACAGAGUGAUGAAGAUGAAGUUAUAAAUGAUUCAGAUGAUGAUAUGUUUAUAACAUAUGAAAAUAAAAAUAAAUCACGUAGAAAUACUGAAUCAUCUGAUGCUUCUUUCCAUGAAAUUUUUGAUAAUUCUUCGUCUGAGAGAUCCAGCCAAUUCAGUAUAGAUUCCGAUGUAUCUGAUACAUUUCCGGCGAGAAAAAAGAAAAAAAUGAUACAUUUAUCUAGUGAAAGUUCUUCCGAUCGUGAUUAUCCUAGCAGGUCGAAAAAAAUAAAAAAAAGCGAUCGAUAUCUAGUUCGUUCGAAAACUAAAGCAGCUGAAAAAUCGUGUCCGAAUAAUGAUAAAAAAGUCCACGAUUCUAAGCCGAGUACAUCCAAAGAACCUCAGCUAGGAACAUCGAAAGAAAUAAAUAAACAUUCUAAAGACUCUGGUAAAAAAACAAUGAUUGUAAUGAAUAAAAAAGUAUAUCCAGGCUCACCAUCUUCUUCCAAUGAUGAGUCAUUUGAAACAAGAAUCAAUAAAAAACGUUAUUCAAAACGAAGGUCACCAAGAAACACUAAUUCGUCAAGUAAGUCACGCAUUAACAUCGAUCGAGAUGUACAAAUACUGGAUAGUGAUUCGGAAAUUGAUGAAAUAAUCAGAAGUCCGCCGAAAAAGUCUCAUUUAAAAAAAUGUUCAGCAAAACCUAAUGGCUUACCCGCUAAAUUAUCUGCUGCAGACAAUCCGCAUAAAUCAACAAACCCGAAAUAUAGUAAACUUGAAGUGAAAAAAGAAUAUCGUAAGAAACUUAAGUCAAAAAUAAAUCCCAAUGGAGAUAUCAUAGAUAUACAAGAUUCAGGUUCAGAUGAUAAUUCUUUAGAUAAAUCAGUCAACAAUCGCAUUAAGUGGUUGGAAGAACGUAUAGAUGUUGAAUCGAAUAUGUUGAAUCCAAAAAAUAAAUCUGAUAAGAAUAAAUCAUAUGAACCAUGGGAGCAGACCGGGAUGCUGUGGUACCUGAUUAAAAAUAACCGACUUCAUGAGGCGAGAUCUCUCAAGGUUUGGCAAGACAUGAUUGAUGAAGGUUAUUUAACCAAUCGAUCUGCGAGGGGAUUACUUUUCUGUUUUCUCAGAAUGCUCAACAAACUCGAAGAUUAUAAUUUGCCUGAAAAUAUCCGUAAGCAGUUAGCGAAUUCCCAUAGUUGAAAAAAAUUAUUUUUUAAACUAAUAGAAAAUUUUGUUAAGUUUUUAUAAAUUACUAAAGUAAUUAUAUUCAAGUGUAAAUAAAAGAUGAAACAAAAAUUCAUAAUUAAGUAUAAGGGUAAAAUAUAUAAA